UUUAACACGCGGGCAUUAUUCUUAUCAGCGAUAAAUGCCCCCCACUGCUGGAGUUUGGCUCGCUAAUUUGAAUCAGUCGAGGCUAAAAGAGUAAAUGUUAUUGAAAGUAAAUCCAGUUGUGUGCCACAUUCGUCGCUAUUUGCAUAAAAUGAGUCUAGAGGAGGCCAAGAAGAUUGCCGCAUACAAGGCUGUGGAUGAAUUUAUUGAGACGGGCCAGGUUGUGGGAAUCGGGAGUGGAUCAACGGUCGUCUACGCUGUUCACCGACUAGCUAAGAAGGUUACCAAGGAGAAGAUCAAUGUGACUUGCAUACCAACUAGUUUCCAGGCGCGUCAGCUUAUCAUUGGUCACGGUCUCACGCUGAGUGAGCUGGAAUUGCAUCCAGAAAUUGAUGUCGUGAUUGACGGAGCCGACGAAUGCGAUGGAGAUUUGACACUAAUAAAGGGUGGAGGAGGAUGCUUACUGCAGGAGAAAAUUGUAGCUUCAUGCUCGAAAAAGAUGAUUGUAGUGGCGGACUACACCAAGGACUCCGCAAAGCUGGGAGAGCAAUACAAGAAGGGCAUCCCAAUUGAAGUUGUUCCCAUGGCAUACAUCCCAAUUCGCAAUAAAAUCCAGAAUCUCUUUGGGGGAAAGCUUCAGCUGCGAAUGGCAGUGGCUAAAGCUGGGCCCUGUAUUACGGAUAACGGCAACUUCAUACUGGAUUGGCAUUUUCCAUCAGGAAAUCACAAUUGGGCCGAAAUAAAUCGUGAAAUCUGCAUGAUUCCUGGCGUAGUGGAGACUGGUUUAUUCAUUCGAAUGGCUGAAAAGGCUUUCUUCGGUCAAUCCGAUGGUACCGUUAAGGAGAGAUCAUCAUAGUUAUCAUAAAAUGUACUUAUCUGAUUUUUUUGUACAAUUUCCGGGAGAAAAUGCGCCAUAACCAAA
This is a messenger RNA of Lutzomyia longipalpis, 919 nucleotides long. It is a transcript of the gene Rpi, whose product is annotated as ribose-5-phosphate isomerase. The record is from RefSeq and is a predicted model, not a curated record. The transcript has a single exon. Bases 95 to 853 code for a protein of 252 amino acids. Lineage: Eukaryota; Metazoa; Arthropoda; Insecta; Diptera; Psychodidae. Gene Ontology annotation, cellular component: intracellular membrane-bounded organelle. Gene Ontology annotation, biological process: D-ribose metabolic process; pentose-phosphate shunt, non-oxidative branch. Gene Ontology annotation, molecular function: ribose-5-phosphate isomerase activity.